Panicum virgatum (switchgrass) is the source of this 918-nucleotide messenger RNA. Its product is annotated as photosystem II core complex proteins psbY, chloroplastic-like. Lineage: Eukaryota; Viridiplantae; Streptophyta; Magnoliopsida; Poales; Poaceae. The record is from RefSeq and is a predicted model, not a curated record. Gene Ontology annotation, biological process: photosynthesis; cell redox homeostasis. Gene Ontology annotation, cellular component: membrane; photosystem II; chloroplast thylakoid. Bases 189 to 791 code for a protein of 200 amino acids. The transcript has a single exon. Gene Ontology annotation, molecular function: manganese ion binding.
CUCCUACCCCUCGCAGAUAAGCCCGAUCCCCGGUUGUAGAAACACACCGAGGAGGAGGGCCUAGCUUGCCAUUCCACCUAGACCUCACAACGCCGAUCGAGCUCGCCAAGCAUCGUCGCGCGCGCGCGCACCUCGCCUCUGCCACCGCUGCUCUCGCGACAAAGCGGGCCAUCAGAGAGGUAGCUCCAAUGGCGACCAUAGCCACGAUGGCCAUGCUCAAGCCCGCCAAGAUCGUGGCGCGGUCGGCGCCGCCGCCGUCCACCAGCGGCAGCGGCGUGUCGCUGCGCAGCCUUCCGGCGGCGGCCAAGAAGAAGGGAGGCCUGGCCGCGUCGGCGUCGUCCCCGGCCGCGGCGGCGGUGGCGGGCGCCUUCUUCCAGGCGCUGGCGUCGUCGGACGCGGCGCUGGCGGCGCAGCGGGUGGCGGACGUGGCGGCGGCGGCGGACGCGGGCAGCGACAACCGCGGCCAGCUGCUGCUCUUCGUGGUGGCGCCCGCCAUCGGGUGGGUGCUCUACAACAUCCUGCAGCCGGCGCUGAACCAGCUGAACCGCAUGCGCAGCCAGGCGCUCGUCGCCGGCGCUGGCCUCGGCGCGGCCGCCGCCGCGGGGAUGGCGUGCGCGCCCGAGGCGUCCGCGGCGCAGGAGCUCGCCGCGCUGGCCGCCGCCGCCGCGGCCCCCGCCGACGACAACCGGGGCCUCCUCCUGCUCAUCGUCGUCACGCCCGCCAUCGGCUGGGUGCUCUUCAACAUCCUCCAGCCGGCGCUCAACCAGCUCAACCGCAUGCGGUCCGACUGAGCGCGCCGCCGCCGCGCCAUGCGCCAUGCGUUCGUGUAUUAAUUAGUAGUAACGUGAAGCGUGGUCUGCGUGCCUUGUCUUUCGAUCUCCAUUCUUGAACAAAUCAGUACAGAUCUUUCUCUCCCCA